Mesitornis unicolor (brown roatelo) is the source of this 1239-nucleotide messenger RNA. RefSeq names its product serpin B10-like. The coding region runs from base 1 to 1239 and encodes 412 amino acids. Gene Ontology annotation, molecular function: serine-type endopeptidase inhibitor activity. Gene Ontology annotation, biological process: negative regulation of endopeptidase activity. NCBI's taxonomy places the organism in Eukaryota, Metazoa, Chordata, Aves, Mesitornithiformes, Mesitornithidae. The transcript is spliced from 7 exons. The record is from RefSeq and is a predicted model, not a curated record.
AUGGAAGCUUUGAAUAAAGCAAAUACAAGCUUUGCCCUCGACUUUUUCAAGCUUGAGUGUCAGGAAGAUGGUAACAAGAAUAUUCUGUUCUCCCCUUUGAGUAUUUCAACUUCCUUGGCUACUGUUUAUUUGGGAGCCAAAGGUAACACUGCCGAUGAGAUGGCAAAGGUACUUCACUUUAACAAAGCUGAAGGAGCCAGAAAUGUCACCACAACCAUAAAAAUGCAAGUCUAUUCCAAAACACAAGAGCAUCUAUCAAAUCGAUGUGCCUGUUUCCAGAAGACAGAAAUAGGUAAAACAGAUAAUGUUCAUCCUGGGUUUAAAGCACUCAACUUUGAAAUCAACAAACCCACGAAAAAUUACCUGCUGAAAAGUGUCAACCAGUUAUAUGGAGAAAAAACAUUGCCUUUCAGUAAGGAAUACUUACAGUUAGCCAAGAAAUACUACAAUGCAGAGCCCCAACCAGUUGACUUUGUGGGAGCAGCAGAUGAAAUCAGAAGAGAGAUCAAUUCAAAGGUUGAACAUCAGACUGAAGGUAAAAUCCAAAACUUGCUGCCUCCUGGAUCCACUGAUUCGCUCACCAGACUAGUGCUGAUAAAUGCGCUCUACUUCAAAGGAAACUGGGCAACAAAGUUCAAAACUGAAGCUACCAGGCAAAGGCCUUUCAGAAUAAACACGCAUACAACUAAACCAGUGCCAAUGAUGCAUGUGAGUGAUAAAUUUAACUGGACCUACGUGGAAUCAGUCCAGACUGAUGUUCUUGAGCUUCCAUAUGUCAACAAUGACCUCAGCAUGUUUAUCCUGCUACCAAGUGAUGUCAGUGGCCUACAAAAGCUAGAACGAGAACUGUCUUUUGAAAACUUGUCUGCAUGGAUGAGCCCAGAAUUAAUGGAGAAAAUUAAAACGGAGGUUUAUCUGCCCAGGUUCACGUUAGAAGAGAAAUACAACCUCAAAUCUACUUUGAGCAGGAUGGGGAUACAAGAUGCCUUCACUGAAAGUCAAGCUGAUUUCACAGGAAUGUCAGAAAACGGUGAUCUGUUUCUGUCACAAGUUUUCCACAAGUGUUACCUGGAAGUCAAUGAAGAAGGCACAGAGGCAGCAGCUGCUAGUUCAGCAUCACUGGCAUCGCGAAGCCUUGGUGCUGCUAUUAUUUUUGUGGCAGAUCACCCUUUCCUCUUCUUUAUCAGACAUAACAAGACUAAGAGUAUCCUCUUCUUGGGAAGGUUCUCUUCACCCUAG